Malania oleifera is the source of this 2110-nucleotide messenger RNA. RefSeq lists its product as uncharacterized. NCBI's taxonomy places the organism in Eukaryota, Viridiplantae, Streptophyta, Magnoliopsida, Santalales, Ximeniaceae. The transcript has 8 exons. The coding region runs from base 259 to 1995 and encodes 578 amino acids. The record is from RefSeq and is a predicted model, not a curated record.
CUCUCCCAGUCUCCCUGCAUUAAUUCCUCUCUCUCUCUCUCUCUCUCUCUCUCUCUCUCCUCCUCUCUUCAAUUUCAGAUUUUCAGCUAUUCUCCGUGGGCUCUCUCUCUCUCUCUCUCUCUCUCUCUCUCUCUCUGAUUCUGAUUGAGAUUUCUAGCAGCACAAAUGAUUCCUCAAGCUUCGAAGUCUGCAAAAAUGGUGAACUCUGUACCCUAAUCUACGCCCUUUCUAUGUCUGAGCCUCAUAUCCACUCUGGAAAUGGCGACAUCGGCGUUCAGGUCGGCGACGAAGAGAACUCCAAUUGGAGCAUCUUCUUUGAGCACCGAAGAAUCCAGCUCUUCCAAUCGGAGCGCAGCUCGCCGCCGGUCCAGGAGUCUCAGUCGCUUCUCCCGCCGGCCGCCGGAGUCCGAAUGCUACGACGAAGCGCCGGCACCUAGGGGCAAAUUCGUCAAUACGACCAGGGGGUCGAUGUUCCCGGAGAUCAGCCUCGACGAUCUCGCAAUCGAGUUGUUCUCAAAUGAGAAGAGCGUCGAGCGAGGCCGGCCGUCGCGCCAGAGCCCUAACAUUAGCUCGUCGACGGCGUCCUCCGCGUCUCAGAGGCGGGGAAGGUCGGUGUCGAGGCAUGGCUCUCGAGUAGGCGGUGGAAAGAGUAGUGCUUGCGGUAGUUUCGGUGAGGGUCGGGUUGGUUCAGAUCAUAACCCCCGAAGAAGGCGGUCAGUUUCAGUUGUUCGUUAUCAGAUUAGUGAUUCUGAGAGUGAAGAUAGUUCUCAGAAAUCUUGCAGUCGUGGUAAUCAGAAUAGUUUUAGCAGUGGAAACAGCCAGAAGCCUUCAUUGCAUAAGCCAUCUGACUUAAAUCAUCGGCAGGUUUUGGGAAGGUCUCAGAGCCAGAAAGAUUUGUUGAAGUUAAAUGAUGGCUACUCUAGUCACUCUUCUGCCUUAACUGAUGAUGAAGGGAGGGAAGGUCAUGCUAGUAAAGAUGGGGUCGAGAGAAUAAUACGGGCAGUUUAUUCUCAGAAGAAGACAGAGCAUCCUACUGGGGAUGAUGAUAACAGUGGGUUGUAUGAAGCAAUGCGGAAAGAACUAAGACAUGCUGUGGAAGAUAUGAGAAUGGAACUUGAAAAGACCAUGGUGAAAACCAAAGCCUCUGUUUUAGCAGGCAACGAUUGCUUGCAGUCAAACAGCCCCGAUGUUCUUCAGGCUGUCUCUACAAUAAGAAGGAAUUAUGCAACGAAAUUGGAACAGUCGGCGAAACGCAAGCAAGGUCUUUUAGCUGAAAUAUUAUUGGAGGAGGAGCGUGGCAAGGAGCUCUCUAAGAUUGUGAGGGAGCUGCUUCCAGAAUCGAAGAACCCAACUGUUACGCAAAAGCCAUCAUGUGCCAGAAAGAGGAGUCAUGAUCGAAAUAGGAUGUCCAAGCGACUGAAUGAAGAGGCGGAGAAAUAUUUUGAGGACUUCAUUUCAAAUGUUGAAGAUACAGAUAUUUCAUCCUUUGAUGGAGAAAGGAGUGAUGGGGGUUCAACUUUAGGAGGAACUGUGAAGCAGAAGGACCCUGCUGGGGAAUUCGAAACUUCCCCAAGCCCAACAAUAUCUAAACCUGUUUCUGUUGAAAUGGAUGGUGUUGUUUUGCCUUGGUUGCAGUGGGAGACUAGUAAUGACAGCUCACCCAUGUCAUGGCAAAAGAAGGAACAGCCACCCUUGACCCCGCAAACCUGUUUAAGGGAUGCGCCACAGGAAGUAAUGACUGCGCAAGAUCGAAGCAAUCAUUCUGCCAGCAGCCGAGGGAGUUGGACUCCAGGAACCAUCGAUACCCUUCGCAUGGAGGCGAGAAAAGACACAGGGACGUGGGAAUCUUUUUCGUCCGGGACAAGAAGAUCACGGUUUGACAUGGAUGAAUAUCUCAAUCUUCAGAGUAGUGAAGAUCUUCUCUUCGAAACAUUCAAGCAACAACGAAGAAUCAGUUCAGGUGGUCUCGUGCUUUGUAACAAAAUUCUUAUCUAGCCCACGUUUGAUGGUUGCUUUUCUUUUAUUUACUUCUCCCCAUUCUGAAACCUGGUGAAUUAUGUAAAUUUUUUUUUAUUUAAUAUCAUUAAAUAUUUUCUUUCCCCGUUUGAAA